CCCAAAUUUCCCAAUCCACGUUCCCUAUUUCCUUGAAACCGCUUCACAUAUCGUUGUUGACGAGCAGGAGGAGGAACCACCAGCUUCACCGCGUCCCCAGUUCCUCCACAACUUCGUCGAGUCUUCAUCGCUUCAAAGCCUCCUCAGGUCCUCAUCGCUACCCUCGGAUCUCUUCCUUCAUCGAUGUCCUCGAGCUCCAUCUUUGUUCGUCGUUCCAGCUCGCUUUCUACUCGCCAAAAAUCUCCAUUUGCACUGGGUUUUCUUCCUCAGGUAAUACUUAGAAACAAAGUGACUUUCAGGGAAGGGGAUCUUGAUUUCUCUACGGCUCUGGACUUGAUUCAAUACCGAUCUUGGAUUUGGCUUAAGGCAAAGGUUAAAGGUCCUUUCUUCUCGCUGUUGAAUGGAUUUCUGCAAAGGCAGUUGCAUGUUGCAUGGAAAUUGAUAAUAUCACGUAUAGAAGGAGAACCGUACUUCUUUACAUUUGGAAAAUCAGAGGUUUUUGGUGCUCUUAUCAUUGAAAAGCUUCUUUCUGUUCCUACCAUGCCCAUGUACCAGUGUAAGUUACUAUUUACUCAAAUUUUGUGAGAAUAACAUGAAAUUUCUGUUUGAGUCAAAGUCACUAUUUACUCAAAUUUUGCUCUUAUUCUACUAAUACCAUUUUUUAUUUCCAGAGUAUAGAACAUUUGAGCCAAAGUCUAUGAGGUCUCAUCACCAAUUUCUAUAUGUUUUCUUUUGAUUAUAUCGAUGUUGAUUGUCACCUCUUCAUCAUCCUCUCAUCCUCUCAAGCAUUCAAAUUAAUUGUUGGAGGUAAAGAUGGCUAGGUGGUGAAGCUUUCAGAAGAAUACAUGCUUUGGGCUCAAAAAAUUCUGUUUCAAUUCAAUGACACCCUCUGUGAGUCCAAUUAAAGUCUCCUGUAGAAACAACGUCUUUUUACUUUUAUGAACCUUCUGCAUUUCAGUUUUUCUUUUGAUCUACUCCAUGUCAGAAUCAUAUGUAACAAUUACAAGUAGUCUUGUUUACAAUAAAAAUUCAUCUUUGAUUGUUUUACCAAAUUCAUUACAUAACGGAACGUAGUCUGCAACCUUUUCUUUGAUGUUCA
Messenger RNA from Lotus japonicus, 1099 nucleotides. RefSeq lists its product as uncharacterized. The coding region runs from base 184 to 585 and encodes 133 amino acids. Lineage: Eukaryota; Viridiplantae; Streptophyta; Magnoliopsida; Fabales; Fabaceae. The transcript has 4 exons. The record is from RefSeq and is a predicted model, not a curated record.